This is a messenger RNA of Aspergillus lentulus, 1842 nucleotides long. Its product is annotated as putative amino acid transporter. NCBI's taxonomy places the organism in Eukaryota, Fungi, Ascomycota, Eurotiomycetes, Eurotiales, Aspergillaceae. Gene Ontology annotation, cellular component: membrane. Gene Ontology annotation, molecular function: L-amino acid transmembrane transporter activity. Gene Ontology annotation, biological process: amino acid transmembrane transport. The record is from RefSeq and is a predicted model, not a curated record.
AUGUCCCAUAUCACCUAUUCGCAAACGGAUACCAGAUCGGACAACCUCCAUGCCCCUCGUGAUUCUCUAGAACUUGCAUCACUAGCGUCUUCCUCCCCGGAAUCUGCGGGCAGGUCCUCGGCCUCAUCCUCGCCCUCGGGCAUUUCCUCACGCAAGCUCUCCCUUGAGGACGAGGAUCCCCUAUCGGACGCACAUUCGCACGCAAAUCUUGAGUCCGGGCGAUCGAGAUCUGCCCGAUCCUACUCCAUCUCCUCUGCCUUCGAUUUCGGCAAUGCCCUCUUCCCACUAUCGCAGACCGCCGGGGGGUAUGCUCCCUUAGGAGUUCCCUCCACACUUGACCGACAAACGGGGACCGACGGCUCGCUAGAACGAAAUAAGACAUUGACCUACUUGAACGGUUUAUCAUUAGUGGUUGGGAUCAUCAUCGGAUCUGGGAUCUUUUCGUCCCCGAGUCAGGUCAACGCCAAUGCGGGGUCUCCCGGCGCGUCUCUGAUCGCGUGGGUUGUCGCAGGGUUGCUGGCAUGGACCGGGGCGGCCAGCUAUGCAGAAUUGGGCGGCGCUAUCCCUCUCAAUGGCGGAGCUCAGGUCUAUCUCUCCAAGAUUUUCGGGGAACUGGUUGGGUUUCUCUUCACUUGGAGCGCUGUUCUGGUGCUGAAGCCAGGGAGCGCCGCCAUCAUCGCGAUCAUCUUCGGCGAGUAUGUCGUUCGAGCAGUGAUACAUGCAGAUGCCGAGACUGUCAGUCCCUGGAUCAGCAAGGGAGUCGCAUUCGGAGGCGUGUUUAUGGUGACCGUGCUGAACUGCAUAUCGACCCGACUGGCUGCGCGCAUAGGGGAUUUUUUCAUGUUCUUCAAGUUCAUCGCAUUAAUAGGAGUUACUGUCAUAGGUAUUGUCGUUGCUGUGACUGGGUUCUCUUCGACCGGGAGCGCCAGUAAGGAGUGGAAAGAAGGUUGGUUCAAGGGAACGAGUACUGACAUCUCCGGCUGGGCCGUUGCAAUAUACGCGGGUCUCUGGGCUUUUGAUGGCUGGGACAACACAAAUUAUGUGAGCGGCGAGUUCAAAAAUCCUAGCCGGGAUCUUCCCCGAGUGAUUCACACGGCGAUGCCGCUGGUGAUCUUAUCUUACUUGCUGGCCAACGUUUCGUAUUUCCUUGUGCUGCCUCAUUCCACCAUAGAGGCGAGCAACACCAUUGCUGUCCAAUUUGGCGACAAGGUGUUCGGCUCCGUGGGGGCGCUUGUUUUCGCCCUGGUGGUGUCUGCAAGCUGUUUCGGGGCCCUCAACGCAACGGUCUUCACCACCGGUCGGCUGGUCUACGCUGCUGGCAAGGAAGGCUACCUUCCGUCGAUGUUCGGCAAUCUCUGGAGGGGUGGAUCCAGCACAAUGGGAAGCAAUCGAUUGCAGCGCCGCUCGUGGGCUAGCAAGGCUCUGGCCCGGAUUUUUGGAGAAAACACCAGCUUCGGGUAUACACCGAUCAACGCCAUGGCAUUAAACAGCGCCUUGACAUUGGUAUAUAUCAUUGGUGGCGAGUUCAAAACUCUGGUUACGUUCUAUGGCGUCGCAGGGUACACCUUCUACUUCCUCACGGUGCUAGGGCUCAUUGUCCUCCGAAUCCGAGAACCGUACCUGGCGCGCCCCUACAAGACCUGGAUUUCCACACCAAUCAUCUUCUGCUGCGUUAGUCUCUUUCUUUUGAGUCGCGCGGUCAUCGCCGAGCCACUGCAGACGUUGAUCGUGGUGGCCUUCAUCAUCGCUGGCGUCCCAGUCUACUUCUUUCGCAUCUACCAGCGUGAUGGGAAGAUUACGUUUCCCGGAUGGAAGUUUUGGCAAGCCAGUCGACGUCGGUAA